ACUGUUUGAAGCACUGGGUUUGAUCGCCUAAGAGGAGGGACUCUGCUGAGGAUACCCCACAGGGAAUCUAUUGGGUAUCUCUGUCAUCUCAGACUCUUCCCUGAUAUGGAACAAAGUGAAGGUGAACAGGAAUCCCAGCCAGAGAGUCACGUGGAUAGCAAGAGCAGCGUGAAAUCCUUGCCUGGGGGAGUGGCCCAUGUCAAACUGGAGAUAAAAAAACAUGCAGUUACGGAUGACUACAAACUCUCCAAACGGGUGCUAGGGUUAGGAAUCAAUGGCAAAGUACUGGAGUGUUUCAACAAGGAGACAGGCCAGAAAUGUGCUUUGAAGCUCCUGUAUGACAACCCAAAAGCCCGUCAGGAAGUAGAAUAUCAUUGGCGAGCAUCAGGGUGUCCCCACAUUGUCCAUGUCCUGGAUGUUUAUGAGAAUAUACAUCAUGGAAAGAGAUGCCUCCUCAUUGUCAUGGAAUGCAUGGAGGGAGGAGAGCUGUUUAGCAGGAUCCAGGAGAGAGGAGAUCAAGCUUUCACUGAGAGAGAGGCCUCUGAAAUAAUGAGAGACAUCGGAACAGCCAUCCAGUAUCUGCAUUCAAUGAACAUUGCCCAUAGAGACGUCAAGCCUGAAAACUUGCUUUACACGUCUAAAGAGAAGGAUACUGUACUCAAACUCACAGACUUCGGCUUUGCCAAAGAAACCACUGUACAAAAUGCGCUGCAGACCCCCUGUUACACUCCUUAUUAUGUGGCCCCAGAAGUCCUUGGUCCUGAGAAGUAUGACAAAUCAUGUGACAUGUGGUCAUUGGGUGUCAUCACAUAUAUUCUCCUAUGUGGGUUCCCUCCAUUCUACUCAAACACUGGUCAAGCCAUUUCUCCAGGGAUGAAGAGACGAAUUCGGAUGGGGCAAUAUGGGUUUCCCAAUCCAGAGUGGGCUGAAGUAUCAGAGGAAGCCAAACAACUGAUUCGCCAUUUACUGAAGACUGACCCAACAGAGAGGAUGACAGUUUCUCAAUUUAUGAAUCACCCUUGGAUUAACAGAUCAAUGGCAGUGCCACCAACUCCUCUUCAUACUGCACGGGUCCUGCAAGAGGAUAAAGACCACUGGGAUGAAGUUAAAGAGGAGAUGACCAGUGCUUUGGCUACCAUGAGGGUGGACUAUGAUCAGGUGAAAAUCAAAGACUUGAAAACAUCCAACAACCGCCUCCUGAACAAACGCCGUAAGAAGCAGAAGCAGGCAGGCACCUCUUCUGCAGCCCCAGGGUGCAACAACCAAUGACAAGAGAAGCCAAGGACCUGUGGGUGGGAGGUAAAAACAAAAAGGAACAAUUUAAAAUCAGUAUGAUCAACUCAGUCCGUACCACAAAGGCAAUGAGACCGUGAAGAAGCUAUCCUGCAAAGAGGGAGCAGUGUGAAAAAUUACAUUUUUAUAACUUGAAUCAGGGCUUUGCUUUUAAAGGCUAAUGUAUAUGACGUGAUUCUGUUGCAUAUUGCUAGGGAAGGUACAGUAAUACCAGAAAUGUUACGGGUUUUUGUUUUGGCUUUAACUGCAUUGGACAAGAGGAGAGAACAGGAGGCAGUCUCAGCAUGCUAAUGCACUGAGGCUUUAACAGCCACCUACAAGAAUAACUUCUGCUACCGUUUUAAACUUGGGAACAGAAAAAAUGCCAAGUGUCCUGCUAGGAGCGUUUUAGUCGUUCAAACUUGAGUACUGAGAAAGAAGAAAAAUGUCACUGCUCUUUAUAUGAGCAGCACAGGUAUAGUUCUAUUAUGGAUGCAUCUGGACAGCAUUUUGUGUUAGAAUUGGUAAUAGUCAAUAUUUCCAAACUUACCUCCUAUAGUUACAGAAUAUCACCUAAACAGUAAACAGUUAUUUCUGUUACAGGAAAAAGCAUCCAUACAUUUCCAUUUUCAUAAAGUCUUCAUGUAGUCUCGUGAAGAUUUGAGUUUGUCAUGGAUUCUCAUUUGAUAACAUGUAAGUUUUCUAAACUGUAACCAUUAUGUCGUGUCUAUGCCACUGUCAGAUCCCUGUCUUGUAAUGUUUUUAAUUUAAUGGUACUUUAUGUGAAGAGUUUUAAUAAGGAUUUAAUUAGUUGAAAGUGUCCUGCAGAGAAUAUUGUUCUUCCUCUUGGAUCCACAACCUCUAGGGCUUGCAACUGGACAUGCAAUUGUGUACAAGAGACUGCUCUAGAAGAGAGACUUCUGAAAUUCGGGAAGAAGUGGCAAAUGCAUGUUCUCUGAAUGGACCCUGGUGUCUGCCAGCAUCCCAUCUGGUAAUUAUCUCCAGAUCCUGUGCCUAAGAUGUGCUGAUAAUGGCAAAUUUUGGAGUGCUGGGGUUGGUUUGUUUCCUGGGGUCAGGGAGGGGGAGGGUGCUACUUUAUUUGCAGUGUUUUGUCAGUGUUUCUGGAUCCAAAGAUUUUCGCCACCUGAGGGAGAUUACCUAUAAGUAUAUCCACCCAUUGUUUUUUUUCCUAUUCUAAUUCUUGUUUUAUGGGAUCCUAGCCUUGGUUUGCUAAUUUGUUUUACUUUGUGAUCAAAAUAUUUCCUCUUGCUGUAUUUUGGGGUUUUUUUUAGUUGAGGUGAAGCAAAUAUUUGUGAAAGUAUUAUCAGAGUCUAGGAUGAAAAUUACGUGCUUCCAGUGAUGCAGGCAAAAACUGCUUUGUGGUAGACACACAGAGUACCGCUGUGUUAAUAGGCUCGGAAGAAUGUUAAAAGACAAAAAGGAAAUCAAGGCUCCAGAGGGGAUCUGAGUCGUCAAAUCUGACUGCCACAUAGAUCUUGUUACCUCCAGCAAAGAUCAACUUGAGGCUUUGGACGUUGUCUGGGGAGCCCUGUUCCCAUCUUCAAGGUGUUGGAUGAGACCUCCAUUCUUCUUUGUGAACUGGUCCUAGGGUUUUAUAAACUGAUUGUAAUAAAUAGUGUUA
Pygoscelis adeliae (Adelie penguin) is the source of this 2914-nucleotide messenger RNA. It is a transcript of the gene MAPKAPK3, whose product is annotated as mitogen-activated protein kinase-activated protein kinase 3. Gene Ontology annotation, cellular component: nucleus; cytoplasm. The record is from RefSeq and is a predicted model, not a curated record. Bases 106 to 1269 code for a protein of 387 amino acids. Gene Ontology annotation, molecular function: calmodulin binding; ATP binding; calcium/calmodulin-dependent protein kinase activity. NCBI's taxonomy places the organism in Eukaryota, Metazoa, Chordata, Aves, Sphenisciformes, Spheniscidae. Gene Ontology annotation, biological process: protein autophosphorylation; response to cytokine; toll-like receptor signaling pathway. The transcript has 10 exons.